UGUCUUGCGCGAUCUUUAUUUUUUCGAGAUCUAAAUAUAAUUUUUUACAUAAAAAUAACUAAUGCAGGUAAAAUGCCGCAGUGCGUUGCACGCUUAAAAUUACGCGCGUUAUUUUCUAGUUAGGAACCUGCUUGCUUAAUUCAAUUAUUGGUUGCUUCAUCUAUGUUAAUUUGUAACUUGCUAGAUUCUUAUAGGCCGCUUUUGAAUUAAAAUUAGCGGCGCUAAGUGUUGGAACACUAGUCUUUCGGAACAGGGGAAGUGUUCUGUAAAUAAUGGCAGUUCAAAAUAAAGUUUUAUAUGCGUUCCGCGGCUGGAUAGCAUUCGUGGCGUUCAUGGACUUAGGAACCGCCGGAAGAUCGUACAUCGAGAAGAGGUCUUUCCUUAGCAAUAACCCUGAAAAUGAUCAAUUCGACUGUACAAUAUCCAGGAUGCUGGGGAUGUUUUCAGUGCUAAAAGCUUUAGCCCUGAUACAUUGCACCUUGUACAUUCAUUACAGGCCGGUGGUGUCCAUGGGCUACUGGUCGCUUGUGCUCACCAUAAUAUUAUACUUCUCAGAGGCGUUCUAUUUCCAUUCCACUACAUUAAACUUUUACGUCGUGUUCCCCUGCGUCCUGAAUAUUCUCACCCUUUUGGGUUUAAUAUAUUUACCGACCAAAAUAAAAUUAUGGGGCACGGUGCCAGGCACGUCGGGCAUGGAGAGAGAAGUGGACGAUGAAAAUGCUCAAAUUCUCCGGCAAAUGGGCAAUUUUAGGCGACGGAAAGCUGGCAACACAAAGAACAAGCACGUUUGAUUUUCGAACUGCCGCGCAAUUUUAGGCUGUGUGAUGUGCACUUGAUAGGUUAAGGGUGACGUUUGUUAUCUGGGUUGCCAAUUAUCAAUUGAUUGUCUAGUUUUUGGGAUAUUAAGUUAUUAUUAUGAUUAUUUAACUUUGGCAUAUUUUAUUAUUUUGAUUUCCUUAGUUUAGUAUAAAGUGAAAAUUCUCAAAUUUCAUCUUAUAGCUUUUUUUUGAAUCCUGACAAGACGUAUCUUUCUCGCGUGUAUUCAUUUAGUGUUGUAGUCAUAUUUGUCUUAUUUCUAUGUUCAAAUAACCUUUUGCUCAACAAAUUUGUUAGAAUCUAUCAUAGCCUUUAAAUAUGUUGCAAUUAGCAAUAUUUUAGGUAGACUAUAUUUUUAAAUAUUAUCGAAAGACUAAGUAUAGAUGCCAUGACGUUUUAAAUUGUAGUAUAUUUAUUUUAUGAGUGAUACAAUUCUAACAAAUUAUUUAAAAUUGUCUGACUAUUAUUUACUUGAUUCAAACUAUUUUAAAAUACAAUUAAUUUCGACCAACGAACGUAUGUUAAAAUAGUAAUGUAAUGUACUCUUCUUAAAUCUUUUUUUCGUUGAAUAUAUUUAAGCCACGACCAAGAUAAUUAAGUUAGCAUGAAAUAGCUUGAUAUGUAUUUAGGAUAAUACGAAAUUCGCGUAUUUAAUAGCAUAAAUCGACAACUAUGCUAUACUGCACAUAACUUAAUAUAAAAGAGGUUAGAAAAAUAGUUCCUGAUUUGUAUGGGAUCACGUGUCUCCGGUUUUCUACCAUUAUUUAACUCCAAAGCCGACGAGCGGCUGUAUCGCAAUGAACGCACUACAAUGCGCGAUUGCUCACCCAUUCCAAGACGAUGCCCUUGCAUUGCUAGCAAUGUAUGCCUCAUUGAGUCAUUAUUUUUUCAAUAUAUAAGAUUGCUCACAAGGCCCUUCUGACCUCUUUUAUCGGUUCUAUGCUAGGCUAUAUGCACGUUCUAGCAAGAGUGACAAGGACAACACUAUUUUUCGCAUGACACAUUAACGCUUUAAUGACACAUGACACAUUAAGCAAUUUGAUAAUUGUUGAAUAUAUAUCGACCGAAACUUUUAAGACUAUUCGAAUGUAUCGAUAGUAAUAUUGUGAAAUGUUUGUUUUUACUUAGAGGGAGUUAGGUUGCGUCAAAUUUUUAGUUCACUUUAAAGUUGAAACUAUAUGACAUGAGUGUGUCAGUGUGUCAAUCUUAUUAUUGUAUCCUGUAAGUCUGAGUGAGACAUCGAAUACGUAUCAUUACGUCAAGUCCGUCGUAUUUCUUGUGUGUAGUGAGUGUGAGUUAGCGUGUUGAUAGGCGACAUAAUGAGUUUGUUACAACUCGUGUGAGUGUGUCACUUUGGGAAUUGAACAGAGAUUAUAACAACACUAUUUAUUGAAUGAGUUGAUUGGAUGAUCUGCAUAAUAUUUAUUGAAAAGAUAGUAAUUCUCUGCACAUGGUUAUAUAAAAUUAUAUAACACAGUAAACGAUAUGUUUUUAACUCAGUAUUAUGAGUAUCACUACACGUAGUCUCUAUCUAUAAGUAUCUUGAAACUUCCUAACUGUAUAAAUGAGAAUAAGUAUGCGAUAAGUCCAAUGUCGUAUUGUAAAACACGUGUGUGUGAGUGAAUCGUAUAGGUGAGUGUAACAGUGUCGGUCAUUGAUCAUCUAUGAGUGUGUCCGUGAUUUUAUGUGUUUGGAAGUGAGUAAAUAUAAUAUAUGCAAAAUGAAACGAAAAUCUCUAAUAUAAUUAUUUGAAAUCAAAAAAAUAUAUAUUAUAUCUAGAAUUUUCGCUUAAAUCACGUGUAAUGUAGCAAGAGAGGCCACAUGAAUGCAGCUUCUAAGUUAUAGUCAAGCACAGGUUAAGUGAACUAGAAAUUUGAAAAACACCACACAGAUGUUACGGAAGAUUGCUUGGGCUGCCUUUUCCUAAAUAGCUUUACGUAGCUUAGCUUACACUUAGGUCUAGAUUAAGCUAGAUACAAUCCAACACGCUAGAUAGUCAACGUGUAAGGCCAAAUUUUUAUAUUCAAACACUUUUAAUACCUAAAGACUCACUUCUCCUCAAUUCUACCUACUAUUUAUCCUAGUUAUACGUAGAUGCCUUACUACAAGUCGGUUCCGUGAGAUUUGAAAAGCAAGAAGCUUAAAUUUGGCUUAUUGCAAAUUUCUAAAUGCAGAUUCAGACAUUGAUAUAAUGCUUAUCAAUUCUCGAUGAACAGACCAUAGACUAGAACAAUUCUACCUUACACCAGUGCCAAUGCAAUAGUAUAUUUAUAUACAAUAAAUAUAUUUCGAUAAUAUAUAUCUGUUCUCUAAGAUUAAAUAGGAUAGUUAAUCAGCUGACGGGUGGUUGGUUGUUUACAGAUUGUUUGACAGUUUUAUAGUCUGGCUAGUAUGGUAUUAUGUUAUCUGUUGUCUGGAUAUGUUUUGUAGUUUAUUGACAGAAAUUGUAUGAAAAUAUAAGGCAAAAAGUGUUGAAUUGACAAUCAGCGACUUCAUCAGCAAGUCGUGAGAUUGCCCUUAGGUCUCGUCUCUCAUUGGUUAAUAUUUUAAAAUCGAAUGUUUUUAAAAGCAUUGACGUACAAUAAAACAAAUAAUAAACUAGACUAAAACAUACCCAAGAACCGUUUAAUAUACAAUACAAACUGAUCAUUAAUGCGACGAGAUAAGGUUUUAAUUUGAACGGCACUUGGGCAUUUAUUGACCAAACUAUUUAUUCUAUGUAUUUAUUACUUAUAUUUCAUUGGAAAUACAAUGAAGUGAAAACGCUAGUAUAUAAACCAUUUGUUCUAUUUGUGAGUCUAAAAUGAUUAUAUUGUGUCAAUGUUUUAACAUCAUAAGGUUAUAUUAUGUUUGAUUUUACGCGAGUAUUAUACAUUUAGAAAUUAAAGACUUUUUAACGGAUUUGAAACGCGAUUUAUUCAUUAUGUUAUUAAUUCCCAUAUUAAUAAAUACAAUAACAGC
Molecule: messenger RNA, 3777 nt
Organism: Zerene cesonia (dogface butterfly)
Lineage: Eukaryota; Metazoa; Arthropoda; Insecta; Lepidoptera; Pieridae
Exons: 4
Coding region: 273-791 (172 amino acids)
Cellular component (GO): endoplasmic reticulum; membrane
Molecular function (GO): protein-macromolecule adaptor activity
Source: RefSeq, a predicted model, not a curated record